AUGACCGAACCAAACAGCACAAGCGGAUCUAGCUCUCAGCCAUCGGCGCCUCUAGGCCUCCCAGCGCCAUCCGACGUACCCACCUCGACGGAGCCCAGCAAUGUCAUCAAGCUCGAUCACCUUGGCCCCAUGGUGGUCAACUCGGACGGCACUAUCUCCAGGAUUGCAAACUGGCAGAACUUGAGCGACAUCGAAAAAGAGAGGUCGCUCAGGCUGCUUGCCAAGAGGAACAAUGCUAGAAUGGAGAACUUGAAAGCGAAGGAGGAGGAGCAGUGA
This is a messenger RNA of Sporisorium graminicola, 276 nucleotides long. RefSeq lists its product as uncharacterized. NCBI's taxonomy places the organism in Eukaryota, Fungi, Basidiomycota, Ustilaginomycetes, Ustilaginales, Ustilaginaceae. The transcript has a single exon. The coding region runs from base 1 to 276 and encodes 91 amino acids. The record is from RefSeq and is a predicted model, not a curated record.